Molecule: messenger RNA, 5288 nt
Organism: Amphiprion ocellaris (clown anemonefish)
Lineage: Eukaryota; Metazoa; Chordata; Actinopteri; Pomacentridae
Gene: cd109
Product: CD109 molecule
Exons: 33
Coding region: 82-4455 (1457 amino acids)
Cellular component (GO): extracellular region
Molecular function (GO): endopeptidase inhibitor activity
Source: RefSeq, a predicted model, not a curated record
CAGUAUCUGCAGGUAUGAAGGCAGCUGCUGACAUCACCUGCUUCCAGCUCUGAGUGAAGCCCAGUGGAGCGACGUUUAUUCAUGAAAAUGGAGCGUCUCCAGCUGUGGGGACUCUUCGGCCUCGUCGUUCUCACCGUCUCCCAGAACACUACAGACAUGCCUGAUCGCCGGCCCUCCUACCUGGUGCUGUCUCCCAGAGUCCUCCGAUCUGGGGUCCCAAUGUCAGUAUCAGUCACCGUCCUGAUCGACGGAGACGUCUACGUGUCUGCUCGCAUUGUUCGUGGCAACCAGACUCUGGCCUCAAAUUCUUCUACAGUUGAAGGAGGUAUGACCAAACUGCUGACUUUCCCUCCUAUCUAUGAGGAUGAGUCCGGCUACAAACGUUCCUUCACACUGGAGGUCGAAGGUCACGUUGGGAAUGUCCAAGUUUUUUCAGACGCCACCCGGCUGCAGUUCGACCUCAAAGGCUUCUCCAUCUUCAUCCAAACAGACAAACUGAACUACCUGCCUGGGCAGGCGGUGAAGAUCAGAGUGGUGUCCAUUAAUCCUGACGGGAGGCCUCACAUCAGCCCAAUGGAUGUAACCAUCAGAAAUCCGCGGGGAUACCUGAUCAGGCAGUGGCUGGCUGCAGAUAGCGUCCUUGGUGUCAUCUCCAAAGAGUUUGAUCUUUCUGACAACCCUCCUCUGGGUGUCUGGAGCAUCACCGCUACAGGCCAAGGCGUCUUCAGUAGUAAGACUUUCCAUGUGGCUCAUUACGUUCUGCCAAAGUUUGAGGUCAUGAUCCAAGCGCCGGAUGUGAUUUAUCGCAAGGAUCCUUUGGAGGGCUUCGUCACAGCAAAGUAUCUGUACGGCAAACCUGUGCAGGGACACAUGAAUCUAACCUUCAUUCAUCAUGUUCAUGGUAUUGACGAGGUUUACCAUGAAGACAGAGAGAUCGAUGGUACCGAAGGCUUCGAGUUUGAUGUUCCAGACUAUCAUCCAGUGAACCAAAGUCCUCACAAAUUCGCCCUCUACCAAUUUCAUGUGGAGCAUCUAACGAUUGUGGCACAUGUAACUGAAAAUCUAACAGGUCUCACACAUAACAGUUCAGUGAAGGUGUCAGUGGCAAAGAGCCGAUAUAAACUUUCCUUUGAAGAGUAUCCCAGAAUAUUGAAGCCAUCUUUAUCUUUCACUGCCAAGCUGAAAAUAUCUACAUACAAUGGCGAGCCACUGUCACUUGAAGAUCAGCAAAAGACUGCUCAAGUGUCAGUGAUGCAGCACGAGAAAAUACCAUGGGUUUGGACAAUGGAGGCAACGGAAAGAACAGCGGCUGAUGAAUUACAUACAGGUCCUUCAGGAAUGGAUUCAGAAGAAGUGAAAUCUGAAGAAAUGCAGCUUCCUAUCCCUCCAGACGGAAUCAUACCACUCCACAUUGAGACCAACAGUGAAACACAAGUACUCAGCGUUGAUGCUUCUUUUGAGGACAGUGAAGACACUUUAAUGCUCUACAGAAAAUACACAUCCUCCCUUCAGACCUACAUGCAGAUUCAUAAACCCUUUGGACCUGCAAAGGUUGGUUCACCCCUCCAUCUGCAAAUUGAGAGGAAUUUUCCAAUGAUUGACCUUCACUACAUAGUGAAAUCCAGGGGUCAAGUGGUUUCUGCUGGGACAGGCAUUCAUGCUGCUAAUCUGACUCUGGUCCCAGAAGUGUCCUGGGCUCCUCUGGCCUGUAUCAUUGUCUACUGUGUUCAUCCCACUGGAGAGAUUGUCAAUGAUGCGAUUGAUGUGCCCAUCACCCCAGUUCUACAAAACAAGGUAUCCCUGAGUUGGAGCAAAACUAUGACGAGGCCGGCUGAGGAUGUGACCCUGAACAUCUCAGUGGCGGAGCCCAACUCUCUGGUUGGGAUCCUGGUGGUCGACAAGGCAACGCGUUUGGCAGGAUCCCACAAUGACAUCACCACGGAGACGGUGCUGAAGGAGAUGAAGGAGUUUGACGUGUCUCUGGGUUACGCCCAUGGAGAUCCAUACUCAGUAUUCAAGACCUGUGAUCUUGUGGUGCUGACUGAUGCUAUUUUGUACUACCAUCAACUCUUGCCUGCAAUGCCAGUGAACGGAAUAUUUCCUACAUUCGUGACAAGCAAUCUAGCAGUGGAGCAUCAAGAGGAACAGCAGGAGCCACACGAGCGCCAGAACUUUCCAGAGACCUGGAUCUGGAUGGAUGCUAACACAGGCGAUUCAAACACAAAGGAAAUACCACUGACUGUACCAGACAGCAUCACUAGCUGGACUGCCACUGCCUUUGUCAUGUCUGAGAGUCUGGGUUUGGGUUUUGUGGACCAACCAGCCAAGCUCACAGUGUUCCAGGAUUUCUUCUUGUCCUUGAAUCUUCCGGCCUGCAUCAUCCGUGGAGAGGAGCUGGUGCUGGAGGUCAUUCUGUUCAACUACCUCCAACAGCAGCUGGAGGUCUCUGUGAUCGUUGCACAGAGUGACACCUUCGAGUUCGUCUUCCCAGACAGCGAGGAGCUCCCCAUGCCCACCGUCAGAGAGGUGAGAGUGGAGAGUGAGAGCGGCACGACCGUCCUAAUUCCCAUCAGGCCACUCAUAAUCGGAGAGAUCCCCAUCUCUGUGAAGGCCACGUCGUCUGCGGCGUCUGACUUCGUCCGCACAACAGUGCUCGUCAAGGCCGAAGGACUCGAGCAGUUGUUCUCAAAAUCGCUGCUGCUUGAACUUUCUCCAUCUGAGUCAAACAUUUCCAGAAACAUCGUGUUCACCUUCCCACCAGAUACUGUGGAGGACAGUCAGAGAGUCACGGUGACGGCUGUUGGCGAUAUCCUCGGCCCAUCCAUCAGCGGUCUGGAUUCUCUGAUCCGGAUGCCUUACGGCUGCGGUGAACAGAACAUGAUCAACUUUGCUCCAAACAUCUACGUCCUCCAGUACCUGAACGCCUCCGGACAGGCCGACCAGAACACCGUGGACAGAGCCACGGAGUUUAUGAUGAAAGGUUAUGUGCGAGAGUUGUCCUUCCAGAGACUAGACGGCUCCUUCAGUGCCUUCGGAGACCGGGAUUCGUCUGGAAGUACCUGGCUCUCUGCUUUCGUGCUGAGAUGUUUCCUGCAGGCCCGUCCGUUCAUCAGCAUCGACUCUCAGGUGCUGGACACAGCAGCGGCCUGGAUUGCAGCCCAGCAGGCGGCUGACGGGAGUUUUCGGGAACCCGGCAGGGUCAUUCACACCGAGCUCCAAGGAGGCCUGGACGGGCCUGUUUCCCUCACAGCUUACGUCCUGAUUGCUCUGCUGGAAGACAGUGACAUCAGGGCUCAGUAUGCGAGCGAGGUGUCGGCAGCCCUGAUGUACCUGGAGGCCCGUCUGGCUCUGGGAGUGUCCAGCAGCUACAGCCUCAGCCUCCUCACCUACGCUCUGGCUCUGGACGGCAGCUCCAAUGCCCAGACGGCACUCAGCAAUCUGCUUGGACGAGCUGAAACGAUAGACGGAGGCCUGGAAUGGCCCUCCACACAUGGCGGGGUGUCGUCGUCGUGGCAACCUCGCUCUGCGGACAUUGAGAUGGUGUCCUACGUGCUGCUGACUCUGCACAGGCUGGCUUUGGUCUCACAGGGUCUCGGCCUCAUGAAGUGGCUCAGCCAACAGAGAAACGACAGGGGAGGAUUUGGAAGCACUCAGGACACAGUCGUGGCUCUGCAGGCUUUGGCCACGUAUGCAGCUCUGGGAGGGUCUAAAGACACCGACAUCAGCAUCAGGGUGAACAUCAACACUGUGAACACCGUCGCUUCUUUCCACAUCAACCAGGAGAACUACUUGCUCCACCAGAGCCAGCAGAUUGAUCCAGGCAACGAGCUGAACCUCCAGGUGACGGCAGAAGGUCAUGGACUCGCCCUGUUUCAGCUGAACAUCUUUUACAACAUCAGGAAUGAGGAGCUGAGGAGGAGGAGACGACACGCCGGCGAACGCGAGCCUUUUGAGCUGUACGUCUCGCUGACUGACGAAGAAAUGGACUCAGCACAGCUGAACAUCUGCUACAGUCUGUCGCGUGAUCUGGGCUUGAACAUGACAGGAAUGGCCAUCAUGGAGGUUGGUCUGCUGAGCGGCUUCAGUCUGACACCUGACGCCAUCCAGACCGACCAAGUUAUUAAAAAAGUGGAGACGCAGCCGGGGAAAGUCAUCCUGUACCUGGACUCUGUGACAGAAAGUGAGAUGUGUCUGGAGAUUCGUCUGGUAUUGGAGUCCAGAGUCGCCAAGGUCCAAGGAGCAACUGUUCUCCUCUAUGACUAUUACGAACCAAGGCGGAGGACGGAGACGACGUAUAAAUCAUGGUGGAGGAGAGAAAUGGCCGCCUGCUCCUUCUGCGGUGACGGCUGCAGUCAGUGCAGAGCCGAUCAGCAGCAGGAGGUCAGCGCUGCACCUUCCAGCCGCCUCCACCUGCUGCCAGCUGUGCUCCUCCUCUUCGUCGUCUUCGGCAUGUAAAUAGGAUCAAACGAAGGCUAGUUCAGCUGUAGAUGUGCAAACCUGUCAGGCUGUUAAAGGUAAAGUGGUGAUUGUUUUUUUAAAUUUUUACUAAAACUAUUUUAAUCCAAAGUGUAAGAGAUUUAUAAAGUCAAGUAAACAGUGUAGAUUGGUGUGAAAGAUUAAAUGUGAAUGAGAAAAUUUGAUUUCUGGGAGUUUUAGAUUUUUUUCCUGUGUGUUGCUACAGGUCUGCAUCAACCAAUCAAAUACAUGGCAUGACACAUUUCCAGUACAUUGCUCUGUGACACUAGUAGAAGUCAAGAAAUGCUUUUUGGUUGAGGGAAAAUUAACGAAGACUCUUCUCUUGAUUCUGAUUCUGCACCUGCAAUAUUUUAGUCUUAGGAAUGAGACACUGAUAAUAUCAGAGCUGCUGCUGGAGUGAUGCUGCAUUUCUGAUCAACUGAUGCGAGGUGAUAUUUGAAAUUUCACACUGAUGAAUUGAUGACAGACAGUUCUGCAAUGUAAGUCGUAGUAUUUGUUGAAAUAGGAUCUGCAUAGAAAUUAUAGGAAAAGGCAGCCUGAGAAUCUUCACAUUUUUAAAGCUUCUUCAGUAUCACAGUGAUGCAGUGACUGCAGUCUGGACACCUGUGGGUACAUUACAAGCAGGAGCUGCUAACAGCUAAUUCAGCUGCUUUUAAUGGCAGAAAGCGACAAAAUGUGAGCUAAUGCAAAGUAAAAACUGACCUCAAAGAGAACAGAACCUACUUGUUGUCAUAUUGGCUUCUUGAUAGCUGUAUGUGUGUGUGAACGUGUCAUCAGUUUCAUAAAAAUUACAGCUCUGUCUUGUUGCAUAA